Molecule: messenger RNA, 1217 nt
Organism: Setaria italica (foxtail millet)
Lineage: Eukaryota; Viridiplantae; Streptophyta; Magnoliopsida; Poales; Poaceae
Product: endo-1,3;1,4-beta-D-glucanase
Exons: 7
Coding region: 69-908 (279 amino acids)
Molecular function (GO): hydrolase activity
Source: RefSeq, a predicted model, not a curated record
UUUGAGUCAAAUAGUAUGAUGCUAUCUUCACCCCCACCUAAUCCUCCUCCUGUCCUGUAAAAUACUGGAUGGCGAUGCAGCAGAGCGGCAGCGAUAAGCAUUCCAGAGCUUCCGGCCGGAGCGCCAUGGCUUCCGCGCAGUGUUUCCUCUGCCUCACCGUCCUUCUUGCUGGGACGGCGGCGACCGCUAAGGCUGAGCGCUCGGAGUGCCUGGACAACCCACCGGACAUGUCUCAGCGUGGUGGCGAGGCCGGUGUGAUCGUCAACGACCUCCCAGGAGGCUUCAAGGGCUACGUCACCGGCGCCGCAAGCUCAAGCCGCGCCAUCGUCCUCGCCUCCGAUGUUUUUGGGUUCGAGGCACCUUUACUCAGACAGAUAGCCGAUAAAGUUAGCGAGGCUGGAUACUUCGUUGUGGUGCCUGAUUUCUUCAAUGGAGAUUAUUUAGACUCAAGUAAAAACAUUUCAGAGUGGAUCAAGCUUCACUCCCCGGUAAAAGCUGCCAAAGACGCCAAGCCACUCUUUGCUGCUUUAAAAAAGGAAGGAAAGUCCAUCGGGCUGGGAGGUUAUUGCUGGGGUGGAAAGUUCAGUGUGGAGAUGGGAAAAACCAGUGAUGUUAAAGUAGUAUCCAUUUCUCAUCCUUAUAUUGUGACUACUGAUGACAUGAAAGAGGUUAAAUGUCCAAUCGAGAUCCUUGGAGCUCAAUACGACGAAGUCGCACCGCCAAAACUAGUGUACCAGUAUGUGAGUGUAUUGCGUCAUAGAACAGAGAUUCCCUACUACGCCAAGGUCUUUCCAGGAGUUGCACAUGGAUUUGCUUGCAGAUAUAAUACCACCCACCCUUUUGCUGUCAAAACUGCUGAGCAAGCUCUUGGUCUAAUGAUCGACUGGUUUGACAAGUACUUGAAGUGAAGACUUUCGGAAGUGCCUAGCCAUGCACGGUUGUUCAAACUAAAUAAAUAAAAGAGAUUAUAUGCAAUUGCAACACCUAACGUAUAGUGAACAACAAGACCAGUGCGUGCUUUCUUGUGGGUUUUGAAAGAACUUCCUGGCUCAAAUACAAAAGAUCAUAAAUGUAGUUUUGUGCAAGUUAUACUACUACUACUAUGUUUUGUGUCUAAUAUCCAUCGUGCACGUUCAUAUGCAUAUGGUAGUCUAUUGAACAUUGUUCUAGAAAUGGUGGGCAUAGCUAUAUAUGGUUUGCACAAGAUUAUUGUUGCA